Populus euphratica (Euphrates poplar) is the source of this 1021-nucleotide messenger RNA. RefSeq lists its product as uncharacterized. The transcript is spliced from 3 exons. The coding region runs from base 8 to 466 and encodes 152 amino acids. The record is from RefSeq and is a predicted model, not a curated record. NCBI's taxonomy places the organism in Eukaryota, Viridiplantae, Streptophyta, Magnoliopsida, Malpighiales, Salicaceae.
AAACUGGAUGAAGAUUCUCCCUCACUCAGACAUCGACAACUUCUGCGCUCCUUGUUAUAUAUACUUCAUUUACUUUCACAUUUUUCACUUUCCCUGGCGUUUUUCUACCUUGGAUUUCAAUUUGUUUAAAUUGGACCUUAGAAUUUUCAAUCAUGGGAAGGUACUCAAGGUACGCUAUAAAGAAAGAAACCUUCCAAUUCACCAGGUUAGAGAUGCAGUUGCUGAUUUGAAUGCUCAAGAGUUGAUUACAAAGAAGAACAAGCUUCGAAGCCGACAGAAGAAAUUGAAAGCAUGUGACCUCUCUUCCCUCACAGAGCUCCUCCCUGAGUUGAAGCCUCCCCGGCAAUCAAAACCUGCUGCUGAGUGUAAAUUGAAUUCUAAAUCAAGGAAAAAACAAAUGUGCGUGCUUCACUUAUGUUUUAUCUUGUCAAAGUUUUCUUCUUUUCCAUUGCGUUAUCUUAUAUGAACCUUUGCUAUGUGACAAUGGUUUGUUCCUAUCAGAUUGCAGGGAAACGGUUGAGUAUGGUUCUUAACCAUCAGGCUUUCCAGGCAGAUCCCCUGGGAUCCGUUCAUCAACACUACUGAGCACAGAACCUGUUGCGGAGGAGAAGCCGAAUUAAAAAAUAAACUAAAAAGGAGGGAAGAAAGUCAAAGGGAAAAAUUGAAAGCAUCAAUUGCACCUCAGUCUAUGGAUUUCUGAUGAGCCAUAAUGUCCAUAUCGUACCCUAAGAACUCAGUUACUCAAAAUUUUGAUUAUUGCUUCCCUCGCACGUUUAAUCGUGUUGAAAAUUGUAAUCAGGCGGUCAGUCCUAUAGGAUGCUCCAUCUCUGGAGUGGUGUAAUUGAACCUCUUUUUCUGGACACAUUUUACAUGACAAUAUAUGGGGGCAUAUCCUUCUGUUGUAGCCAUCUGCAUUAUGCCCGGAAUAAUUACUUUUCAGCUGGAAGUGCAAGGACCAAGUCACAAAUGUAUCCGAGCAUUCAAGUUUAAAUGAAAAUUGGAUGGUCAAUCAUAUUCCUCA